Molecule: messenger RNA, 318 nt
Organism: Venustampulla echinocandica
Lineage: Eukaryota; Fungi; Ascomycota; Leotiomycetes; Helotiales; Pleuroascaceae
Exons: 1
Coding region: 1-318 (105 amino acids)
Source: RefSeq, a predicted model, not a curated record
AUGACAAUGAACAUUUCCCGGUUCGGGACGGCGACAAGGAGUAUCAUGGCUACACCGCGGAAACUGGCACCGCGCUCUGCUAUUCGCAAGGUACCACAUGAGGGAAAGGGAGGGAGCCGGGCCAAAGGCAAAGAUGGUGCCAAGACCCGCAAGGUUACCGCCGCCAAAGACUCACCCUGGAUCCCACUAUGGAUCAGUUCCGGGGCACAGGACGUGCAGGUUGCCGACCAGGAGGUGGAUCUCGAGAAAGGCGAAAUGACCCAGGCCGGCUUUGACUUUUUCGAUGCUCGUGACCGGCUGGAGCAUAUUCCAGAAUAA